Molecule: messenger RNA, 1341 nt
Organism: Pteropus alecto (black flying fox)
Lineage: Eukaryota; Metazoa; Chordata; Mammalia; Chiroptera; Pteropodidae
Gene: ACP3
Product: acid phosphatase, prostate
Exons: 11
Coding region: 85-1341 (418 amino acids)
Biological process (GO): dephosphorylation; lysosome organization
Cellular component (GO): lysosome; plasma membrane
Molecular function (GO): acid phosphatase activity
Source: RefSeq, a predicted model, not a curated record
CCUUAAUUAAAUAGCUUCCCCUCUAAUGGCUUUAGCACAGGAAGUAGCACCUCCUAACUCCUGCCAGAAACAGCUCUCCCCAGCAUGAGAGCUGCCCAGCUCCUCUCGGCCAGGACAGCAAGCCUUCGCCUUAGCUUCUUGCUUCUGCUUUCCUUCUGGCUAGACCGAAGUGUGGUAGCUAAGGAGCUGAAGUUUGUGACAUUGGUGUUUAGGCAUGGAGACCGAAGUCCCAUCGAAACCUUUCCUAAUGACCCCAUUAAGGAAUCUUCAUGGCCUCAAGGAUUUGGUCAACUCACUCAGCUGGGCAUGGAGCAGCAUUAUGAACUUGGAGAGUAUUUAAAGACAAGAUAUGGAAAAUUCUUGAAUGAGUCCUAUAAACAUCAACAGGUUUAUAUCCAAAGCACAGAUGUUGACCGGACAUUGAUGAGUGCUAUGACAAACCUUGCAGCCCUAUUCCCCCCAGAAGGUAUCAGUGUCUGGAAUCCCAGCCUACCCUGGCAGCCCAUCCCGGUGCACACAGUCCCUCUUUCUGAAGAUCGGUUGCUGUACCUGCCUUUCAGGAACUGCCCUCGUUUUCAACAACUUCAGAGGGAGACUUUGAAAUCGGAAGAAUUCCAGAAGAGGCUGCAACCCUAUAAGGAUUUUGUAGAAACAUUGCCAAAACUUGCAGGAUACCAUGGCAAGGACCUUUUCGGAAUUUGGAGUAAAGUCUACGACCCUUUAUUUUGUGAGCGUGUUCACAAUUUCACUUUACCCUCCUGGGCCACGGGGGACGCCAUGACUAAGUUGAAAGAAUUAUCAGAAUUGUCCCUCCUGUCCCUCUAUGGAAUUCACAAGCAGAAGGAGAAAUCUAGACUGCAGGGGGGUGUCCUGAUCGAUGAAAUCCUCAAUAACAUGGAAAGAGCAACUCAGCCAUUGAACCACAGAAAACUUGUCAUGUAUUCUGCACAUGACACUACUGUGAGUGGCCUACAGAUGGCGCUAGAUGUUUUCAAUGGAAUCCUUCCUCCCUAUGCUUCUUGUCACUUAAUGGAAUUGUACCUUGAGAAAGGAGAGUACUUCGUAGAGAUGUACUAUCGAAAUGAGACUCAGCAUGAGCCGUAUCCCCUCACGCUGCCAGGCUGCACACACAGCUGUCCUCUGAGGAAGUUUGCUGAGCUGGUUGCCUCUGUGAUCCCCGAGGACUGGCCCACGGAGUGUAUGAUCACGAGCAGCCACCAAGUUCUAAAGAUCAUCCUUGCUAUUGCCUUUUGCCUGGUGUCUGGUGUCUUAGUGGUACUGCUGCUUACCCUCAUUCGCCAUGGGUCCUGCUGGCAGAGAAACUCCUAUCGGACCAUCUGA